This is a messenger RNA of Suricata suricatta (meerkat), 3350 nucleotides long. It is a transcript of the gene BLOC1S6, whose product is annotated as biogenesis of lysosomal organelles complex 1 subunit 6. Lineage: Eukaryota; Metazoa; Chordata; Mammalia; Carnivora; Herpestidae. Gene Ontology annotation, biological process: intracellular transport. Bases 173 to 691 code for a protein of 172 amino acids. The record is from RefSeq and is a predicted model, not a curated record. The transcript has 5 exons. Gene Ontology annotation, cellular component: transport vesicle; extrinsic component of membrane; BLOC-1 complex.
AGGCGGAGGCAAAAAGGGAGCGGUGGUUCGGCGGUCACACCGUCUUCCGCUUCCGUCAUUUCCGGGUGUGACCGCCGCUUCUGUCCGGCGUGGCGCUGGACGCGUAAGGUACCCCCUUACUGCCUCUGACCGUUUGCACAACUGCCCCUUUCCUGUUCCCAGCGGGAAGGACAUGAGUGUUCCUGGGCCGACGUCCCCGGACGGGGUCCUGGCAGGGCCACCCCACGGCCUGGGGCCCGGGGAGCCGACGCCGGGUGUAAGUGACACUUCUCCAGAUGAAGGGUUACUAGAGGACUUGACUGUAGAAGACAAAGCUGUGGAGCAGCUGGCAGAAGGAUUGCUUUCUCAUUACCUGCCAGACCUGCAGCGGUCGAAACAAGCUCUUCAGGAACUCACACAGAACCAAGUUGUAUUACUAGACACACUGGAACAGGAGAUUUCAAAAUUUAAAGAAUGUCAUUCUAUGUUGGAUAUUAAUGCUUUGUUCACGGAAGCUAAACACUAUCAUGCUAAGUUGGUGAAUAUAAGAAAAGAGAUGUUGAUGCUUCAUGAAAAGACAUCGAAGUUAAAAAAAAGAGCACUUAAACUGCAGCAGAAGAGGCAAAAAGAAGAGUUGGAAAGGGAGCAGCAACGUGAGAAGGAACUUGAACGAGAAAAGCAGUUAACUGCCAAACCAGCAAAGAGGACCUGAGAAGCGGAGCGGGUCUGUUCUUCCUCCCCCGCCCCCAUUGCUGGCUCAUGGGGCGGUGAAGGCAGUGCCUUACACCAUCGGCUCCGCUCGGCUCGGCUCGGCUCGGCUUGGCUCGUGUUGUGCAGGCCUUGGCCCAGCAGUGCUGUCUCCGCAUCUUCAUUUCCGCCAUCAAGAAGCUUUUUUUCCCAAGUAGAAGACAUAAUGUCACUCAGUUUGAAUCUUUGAAUGUGGUUUUUCAACUUCUGUUUUGCAUCAUUUUUAAAUUUGUUAAUUUGGCUUUGCGUCAUUUAUCAACUGGAAAAUGGUUUGUUGUUUUAAUAGUCUAGACUGUAAGUGAUUAAAAACUACUAUGAAGUCUUUAGCUUCUUGAGAAGUGUGGAUUGAAAAGAUUCCACUUUUUUUUUAUGGAAUGACCUGCCUUUCUGGCAGCACAGUGCUGGUUUUUGGUAGUUGCUUUUUCAUUGCUUGGUUUAGAAGAAAUGCCAACUGUCUAAUCACAUAUGCCCAUAGAGAAGAGGAGGUGUAAGCCUUUGUGAAGAACAUGACGGAGAAAUGCGUCACAGGAAAUAAGAGCAUCUUAGACAUCGGACAGGUGGGCAAGAUUCCAGAUAGAUUCCGCUAACUAUACCCGGUCGGCUUCCUAGCAUUGUUGCUCUGUAGUUCUUACGUAUUCUCUGCAUUCAGAGUAGGUUAUCUGUGCUCCUAAAGUGGGUUUGGCAGGGGUGGUGGAGCUGUCACACACGCAAAUAUGCGUAAGUAUUUAGGAUACUUAGUAAGAGUCAUCACACACUGAAAUACAGUUCCCAAAUCAAUAAGAUAGGAGUCCAACUUUCCAAAUGGAGGUUCUCACUGCUAGCUCUGUCUAUCCACUGAUUUGCUGUGUGGCCUUACAUUUGGCUACUUUUUCUGUGCUUUAAUAAAAAUUCUUAAAGUAGAAUGAUAUCUAUACCCACUACCCAUGUUAUAGAUAAUGACAAGAAUGAUGGAAAAUCAGCAAAUAGCUUCUUCACAAAAGAGGCAGCAUGAUACCUUUACUGUUUUCUAGAUUUUUACCUUCAGUAUUUUUGGUAGGAACUUAUAUGUGGGAAAUAUUAGGAAAUUUCAUUUUCUAAAACUGAAAAUAUAUUAUUAAUUGUUUUAGUAUUGUUUAAGAUCCAACUGGUCUCCAAUAUGUAUUACACAGAAACUGUACAGAACCUAUGAAGGUGUAUGCUUAGAAUGUGUAUCUUUUAUAGUCUCUAUUACAUUUUUGGUAAGCUGGAAUCACUACCUCUGAUCUCAUAGUGGCUAAUUAAUGAUGGAGAGGGCAUUAGAUUUAAGCUAAUUGCUAAAGUAGCAGGAAGACUGGUCUGUUUGAAGGUUUACACAUUUGUUGGAAAGCUGUUCUUUUCUUUAAUGAAUGAAUUAUGAUCUCACAAUUUACUUGAUUUUGACCUUAUAUUAAGUAUAGAAAUAUACUUUGUUUCAAAAGCUACACUUGCCCUUCCACGCUGGCUACAACUGCCGAGGGCAGGAUUCAUUAGCACCUGCAGGACAGUGUCACCUAAAUUGCUGAAUGAACUCCUGUGAAGGCUGUGCAUGGUCUCUCAGAGUGUUCUGUGGGCCAGCUGCAUUGAUUAUUUGUGAUGCUGGUUCCUGGACACAACUCUCAAUCUGCUGGAGCAAAUCUGUUUCUUUGUUUUGUCUGUCUUUCUUUUUUUUGUUUCCCCAUAUGAUUCUGAUGUACCUUAAAAGUUGAGACCCACUGGUCUAGUGGCCUAGGUCAGAGGUUCCCACACUAGGCUAUAUGCCACUCUGACCUGGGAACUUAAACAAAGCAGACAUUCUGGAAGAUUCUUACUCAUUAGUUCUGAGGUGCAGCCCAGUCACAUUUUAAAGGGCUCCCCACGUAAUUCUGAUGCAGGGAACCACUGCUCUAGACUGUCUAGUGAUUUAUAUUUAUAAGGAAUGAAAUAGCUUAAAAGCUAUCCAAUAACUCUUGGGAUUAAUCUUACAAAAUACAUUCUGAACUGCUUUUGAUAGAAAGUCAGAUUUAAGACUGAAAUAGAUAGCAGGCAGGAAAUAGAUAUAGAAUUCUGGUUAAUUAAUUGAAUUUUCAUGACCCGUAUUAAAAUAAAUCAUGUUUAUUGAAUGAGUGACAAGGCACAUAUACUUUUAGAAUUGUAUCUAAGAUUUGAAGAUUUCUAAAAAUGUCAAGGAUAUAUAUUAGCAACCAAUAUUUUUAGGUCAGUUGUAAAUCAGAAGUACUGUUAAUGUUGAUAAUUACAAUCUAAAACUUGAGCUGUAUUUCAGUAGCAUAGAAACAUAUCUUACUGACUAAACCUAAAUGGAAUCUUUCUAAUAGUUUUGCUGUAUUUUUGCACAGUAUAAUGAAUUAGUACUUGGGUUAGUUUUUUUGGUUGAAAAAAAAAUUGCCUUUGUUUUGAACUAUAUCACAUAUGUGCUGAACUAAAAUGAUGAGAGUUAAUUUUAUAUUUACUUUGCAGUAGGUAUUAUGUGAAGAUGCAGACAUUGAAUGUAAUACGGAUUUUGUCUGCAGUGAGUUUUUGGGUGGAUACAAUUUAUAAAUAUGCCAGUUAUACACCCUUGUACAUUUGUCUGAUUCUGAACUUGUACAAUGAGGAUUACUUUUUACACAUUAAAAAAAAAGGUCUCUGAA